Mesocestoides corti is the source of this 2334-nucleotide messenger RNA. The record is from the annotation of a GenBank genome assembly. NCBI's taxonomy places the organism in Eukaryota, Metazoa, Platyhelminthes, Cestoda, Cyclophyllidea, Mesocestoididae.
AUGGCUGGCUCCGAAACCGAUCACUGUGGCCUCGUUGUCGAACUCAAUUUAAAGACGAACUCUUGCGUUCUGAAGCCCGGUCAAAAGUUACUCAGUGUCCUCCCUGGCAAUGGAUGGGAUAAUUUGGUCAAUGAAGAAAGAGGACUGACAACAAACAGGGAGCGCUACGAACUUUGUCGGGUUUCGUCUGAUGGGGAAUACCUAAUUCCUGAUGAUAUGAAUAUUGUUGAUGACGACCUUAACGGUGAGCGCUUUAUUAUUUUUAUAGAGCCAAUUAGAAGUUCACAGAUUGAGCUCUCUUCAGAGGUGUUUUCUCACUUUACAAACUACACUACACUUACUGCCUAUUCUAUGAAUACUGCUACUGGUGUUAAUUUUCAUCUUGCUUCCAUCAGUGGGGACUUCUCCUUUGAAAAAGAAUCAGUCAGAAAAGCCGAGAAUUCACACGAUGGACUGACUGUGAGAUCACAGUUACGACACCGCUGGUAUACAGUCCAUCAACUGCCUGACUCACAGCUCCAUCCAAGAUUUCGAAACAGACUGUUGGAUGUUGCCGCUCACAUUGAAAGAAGCAACAUCACUGCUGCAGACGGAAUUAGUUAUUUUGGUUCAUCAGAUGUUGAGGACCUCGUCGGAAGUCGGAACGGCCGAAGAAAAUCCGACAGCAGCAAAAGAGCUGUUUUUCGAGUAGCGGAUAGUUUGAGUGCUGCAUAUUUGGCCGACUUAAUUGUCAGGGACUUUGGGACCCACAGCGUGGUGGCCAUUGAAGCUGGUGCCCUUGUUGCCAAAAUCGACAGUCUUUCAAGUUCUACCCGGAAAAUGACCAACAAUGAAAAACUGGGAUUUGAAACGGCUGCUUCAGCUGCAUUUGCUGGGUUCUUCAGCCUGAAAACAUCAGCGAAAUUUGGCGACAGUGAGAAAUUAGUCGAAAACUACAAUUCGAAGGUGGCGUCGAGCAUGGUGUUAAGUCACGGUGGGCCCAGUCUCAAAGCGAGCGAAUUAAACCUCACAAAUUGGGAAAUGGGUCUUGAGGACAAACUUGUGGCAAUAGAUCGUCGCGGGAGGCCCAUCUAUGACCUCAUCACCCCACGUGCAUUGCCUGAGCUCAGCGAAUCACUCAUAUUCCGUCUUGUUGGCGUCGUGAAAGCUGCCGUGGAACGCUACUAUGCAGCGAACUCUAUUGUUGGAUGUCUUGAUCCCCUGUCGAUCUUCUACGACAAUGCCGCCAACGUAGCCGCCGACCACUGUGAGGACACGCCCUUCCAUGACACAACUGCAGACAGUGAGACCGCACAACUUCCAUUCGGUGGCAUCUACACUACAUGUGAAGGUCCCCAAGACCUCUGCUCACAUUAUAUAAUUCCAAAUCCUGCAACUGGUAAUACAAGUUGUCCUGAUGGUUACUGGUCUACUAAACUUCUUCCUCCGCAAGUUCGUUCCUGCGCAGUCAAUUGCCAAAAUCAAGGCGUGUUCCAGCAGCCAGAUUGUGUCCACGAAUGUGCAGUAACUCUGUCCUACUGGUGUGCUGUCAAUCCAAUGACCAACAACACUAAAAAAGAACUGGGUUUCCUAUUUGGUGGUCUAUAUACUGACACUUCGACGAACCCGAUCACUAAUGCACAGACAUGUCCCUUGUACUACGAGCCACUGCAACUAGGCCGGCGGAUACGAGUCUGUGUUUCAACUGAUCGGGAGUUUGGACGUCGAUAUUCCCUAGCCUUUGGCGGCUUCUAUGCGUGUCAAUCAGGUAACCCGCUGUACGAUGUACUCUCGCUCAACACCACCACUUGGCAAAAAGUGCAGCAGGAAAAAAGAAAAUUUUUUGGUGAUCCGAAGAACACUCCAGUAGAUGAAUUAGCGCGAGGAAACGACAAUGGUGAGAAUUCGCCCUUGGUGUGGCCUAAGCAAUGUCCCAAUGGAUAUACUUCUCACAUGGCUGCUAUUGAAGAUACAUGUCUGGUUAACUACUGCAUCCCAGCCAACUCACUUAAAACAGUAAAGGAACGUCAACUCAAGAGACCUCCAUUUAUUCAGCUUCCUGAAUUUGUGGACUCCGCAGUGGGGAAAGAAUUUGAGGAAGCAUAUAAUGGACCUCUACGCCUGGUUGACGCAUCUUCUGGACGUGUUUAUCAGAGAGAUCAUGGAGAUUGGGUAAUGGAGUCAAGGGAGGACGAAAGGACUAGCAAUAUCACUUCUGUGAUCCAAAUCUGCGCCGCUGUCAUGGGCUCAGUGGUGCUGGUAAUAGUUUUGGCUGUCAUCAUUCUUUACGUUAACAAGAGAUUUGAUUGCCGACGUCGCGACCCAUGCAAUCAGGAAGGGGUCAUGGCAACAUAG